Molecule: messenger RNA, 1651 nt
Organism: Gastrolobium bilobum
Lineage: Eukaryota; Viridiplantae; Streptophyta; Magnoliopsida; Fabales; Fabaceae
Product: calcium-dependent protein kinase 21-like
Biological process (GO): peptidyl-serine phosphorylation; intracellular signal transduction; protein autophosphorylation
Cellular component (GO): nucleus; cytoplasm
Molecular function (GO): ATP binding; calcium ion binding; calmodulin binding
Source: RefSeq, a predicted model, not a curated record
AUGGGUUGUCAUGGUAGCAAGGAAAAAAAAUCAAGGGCAGAAGUAACAAUACUGGGAAAACCCUUUGAAGAUAUAAAGAAGCACUACACAUUGGGGAAAGAAUUGGGUAGAGGGCAAUUUGGGAUUACGUAUCUGUGCACUGAGAAUUCCACCGGGCUCACUUAUGCUUGCAAAUCCAUUUUGAAGAGGAAACUUGUUUCCAAAGCUGACAAAGAAGACAUGAAGAGAGAGAUUCAUAUUAUGCAGCAUUUGUCAGGGCAACCCAACAUUGUAGAAUUCAAGGGUGCUUAUGAGGAUAGGUAUUCGGUGCACCUUGUGAUGGAACUCUGUGCUGGUGGAGAGCUCUUCGAUCGAAUCAUUGCUCAGGGUCACUAUUCAGAGAGUGCAGCUGCAUCUAUUUGCAGAGCCAUUGUUAAUGUUGUGCACAUUUGCCAUUUCAUGGGUGUCAUGCAUCGCGAUCUAAAGCCUGAGAAUUUCUUGCUUUCUAGCAAGGAUGAGGGAGCAACGAUCAAGGCAACUGAUUUUGGACUUUCUGUAUUCAUUGAAGAAGGGAAGGUUUACCGUGAUAUGGUGGGCAGUGCUUACUAUGUUGCUCCUGAGGUAUUGCGUCGUAGUUAUGGAAAGGAAAUAGAUAUUUGGAGUGCAGGCAUCAUGUUGUAUAUUCUCCUGAGUGGUGUACCACCUUUUUGGGCCGAAACUGAAAAGGGAAUAUUUAAUGCCAUAUUGGAAGGUGAAAUUGACUUUGUAAGUGAACCAUGGCCAUCAAUAUCAGACAGUGCUAAAGAUCUAGUCAGGAAAAUGCUAAUACAGGAUCCAAAGAAGCGGAUUACUUCUGCGCAAGUCCUUGAACACCCAUGGAUGAGAGAAGGCGGAGAGGCAUCUGAUAAACCGAUUGAUAGUGCAGUUUUAUCUAGAAUGAAACAAUUCAGGGCAAUGAAUAAGCUCAAGAAGCUUGCGUUGAAGGUUAUUGCUGAAAAUCUAUCAGAAGAGGAGAUUAAAGGUCUCAAAGCAAUGUUUGCAAAUAUGGACACUGACAAUAGUGGCACUAUCACCUAUGAAGAAUUGAAGACAGGCUUGGCUCGAAUCGGAUCGCGACUAUCUGAGGCUGAAGUGAAGCAACUCAUGGAAGCUGCUGAUGUUGAUGGAAAUGGGUCAAUUGACUAUAUUGAAUUCAUAUCAGCUACAAUGCAUAGGCACAGACUUGAACGGGAUGAACAUCUUUACAAAGCAUUCCAGUAUUUUGAUAAGGAUAACAGUGGCCAUAUUACUAGAGAUGAAUUGGAGACUGCUAUGACACAGCAUGGAAUGGGGGAUGAAGCAACAAUAAAGGAAAUAAUUUCUGAGGUGGAUACAGAUAAUGAUGGAAGAAUAAACUAUGAGGAGUUCUGUGCAAUGAUGAGAAGCGGAAUGCCACCAGGGACAACUACUUUAAAUCUACUGAAUGCAAUCAAUUUUACAAUCUCGUGUGAUUCAUCAUGAACGCCAAUUGGUUUAGUGACUUAACAUUGUUGGCUAGAAGCAUUAUCUCUGGGAAUGUGUAACGGGGCACUUCAUGGAUUCUUGAUUUCUUUCAAGUUCUUUGCAAUCCCAAUUUUCGUACAAAGUUGGUUUUGUGCUGGAGUGCUAAGAAUGGGUUGCAUGAAGAUUGUUC